This is a messenger RNA of Neltuma alba, 1809 nucleotides long. RefSeq names its product glucan endo-1,3-beta-D-glucosidase. The record is from RefSeq and is a predicted model, not a curated record. NCBI's taxonomy places the organism in Eukaryota, Viridiplantae, Streptophyta, Magnoliopsida, Fabales, Fabaceae. The coding region runs from base 34 to 1497 and encodes 487 amino acids. Gene Ontology annotation, biological process: carbohydrate metabolic process. Gene Ontology annotation, molecular function: hydrolase activity, hydrolyzing O-glycosyl compounds. The transcript is spliced from 6 exons.
ACUACAGUCUCUGUCAUCGCAAAUUCCACUUCUAUGGCGUCAUCUUCACCGUCCUGGCUCCUAAUAGCUCCGUUCAUCUACUUCACAAUUCCAAUCACUACGGAAGCUCAAGCUCCUCAAGCUAUGGCCACCACUCUCCUCUGCCUCUCCCUCUUGCUCCUCGCCUUUUCUUCUGCUGAGUCGCAAUCCUUCAUCGGCGUGAAUUAUGGCCAGGUAGCCGACAAUCUUCCUCCACCGGAGGCGACGGCGAAGCUACUCCAGACUACCACCAUUGGCAAAGUCCGGCUCUACGGUGCCGAUCCUGCGAUCAUCAAAGCCCUCGCAAACUCUGGAAUCGGAAUCGUCCUCGGCGCCGGCAACGGCGACAUUCCUAGCCUCGCCUCCGAUCCUAACUCGGCGGCUCAAUGGGUCAAGACCAACGUACAGCCCUUCUACCCAUCCAGCAACAUCACUCUGAUCAGCGUCGGCAACGAGGUCAUGACCUCCGGCGACCAGGGUUUGAUCUCGCAGCUCCUUCCGGCAAUGCAAAAUAUCCAAAACGCCCUCAACUCGGCCGGGCUCGGCGGCGGCAAGAUCAAAGUAUCGACGGUACAUUCGAUGGCGGUGUUGACUCAAUCGGAUCCACCCUCUUCCGGGGCGUUCAACCCGGCUCUCCGAGACACAUUGAAGCAGAUGCUGGCGUUUCACAGGGACAAUAAAUCGCCCUUAACGAUCAAUCCGUACCCGUUUUUCGCGUACCAGAGCGACCCGAGACCGGAAACGCUGGCGUUUUGCCUGUUCCAACCGAACUCGGGUCGGGUUGACUCGGGUAAUGGAAAGCGUUACACCAAUAUGUUUGAUGCCCAGGUUGAUGCUAUACAUUCUGCACUGAGUGGUUUGGGAUUUGAGGAUGUAGAGAUAAUGGUGGCGGAGACAGGGUGGCCGUCGCGCGGUGAUAGCAACGAGGUGGGGCCAAGUGUGGAGAAUGCUAAAGCCUAUAAUGGCAACCUCAUUGCUCACCUGAGAUCAUUGGUUGGGACCCCAUUGAUGCCUGGAAAAUCAGUGGACACUUUCAUUUUCGCACUCUAUGAUGAAGACCUCAAGCCUGGUCCUACUUCAGAACGCUCCUUUGGCCUUUUCAGAACUGAUCUUACCAUGACCUAUGAUGUUUCCCUUACCAAGACCAGCCAGCAGACUCCGACUAAUCCUAAGGCUCCGGUUACGCCGGCACCUACAAAAGCAUCGGGAUGGUGCGUGCCGAAAGCUGGCGUCUCAGAUGCUCAGCUGCAGGCCAGCUUGGACUAUGCGUGCGGCCAUGGGAUAGAUUGUGGACCAAUUCAACCAGGAGGGGCUUGUUUUGAGCCAAACACAGUAGCUUCUCAUGCUACUUAUGCCAUGAAUCUGUAUUACCAAACACAAGGCAAAAAUCCUUGGAACUGUGAUUUCUCUCAGACAGCAACGCUCACAUCCCAAAACCCUAGUUACAAUGCUUGCACUUACCCUGGCGGGAGUACUUGAGAACACUAAAGCUUGAUGUUGUUGAUUAGAUUGCAUUUUGAAUGAGUUAAGGAAUAAAGGGAUGUCGCUUUGCCCUAUUCUGUUUGUGUUCAGUAUUAUAUCAGUUAAUUGUAAAGGGUUUCCAUUUCCAAACUUGGGCUUGUCUAUUUAAUAUUGAAUGUAACGUUUUUAGGUCGUGUGUGUGGAAAAUGGAAUUAUGUUGGGGGCGAGGAAAAUGUAAUGGGAGGCCCCGGUCUUGUUUUUGUCAUGCAUAAAAAUCUUUCUUGUUUGUUUUUUGGAGUGAAAAUCAAACUACAAAUAGUUAGAUACUAA